AUGUUCCCCUCCCGCCUUGAGGAUAUCACCCUCGUGACCCAAUUCUCCGUGUCCCGCCUCGAACGCUUCACCCAAACCCUACGCAUCUGGGAUGCUCCCAUCUCCUUGACCAUCUACCUCACCGAGCCUUCCGACGGCGAGAUCCUCUCCACUUUCAUCACGAACCUCGAUGACGAGCUCCGAGCGGCUUGGUCAAAAUUGUCGCUGACUUUGGUCCGACCUUCUUAUUCAACCUCAAGGGUGGCCCUCAUCCGUCGCCUGCGAUACCCCAUCAACGAACUACGAAACCAUGCUUUACGCCUCGCCCCUACUUCGUACCUCCUCGUGCUCGACGCGGAUUUCAUCCCUUCGCCUAUGAUGCACCAUCAUCUUCAAGUCCGAGUCCCUUCACUCAUGUCCCACGGAUCAGAAACCGUCGGUUCACCAACCCAAUCGAGACAAGCUCUCGUCAUUUCCGCUUUCGCCCUCGCUCCUUCCGUCAAGACGAUCCCUAGAAGCCUUGCCACACUUUACGAGAUGCUCUACGCGACGAACCCCCCUUCAGCGUACCUAACGGACCCUAACGCAGGUCACGGCCCUUCCCUUCCUUCCCUCCUCUUUCACACCACACCUCUAACCCCGCACCCAUCGCGAACACACCUCCGACCCUCACUCCAUUGGUCUUAUAAGGUCUGUUACGAACCCCAAUGGGAACCUUAUUACGUCCUUCAUCGCAACUCGUACCCUUUGUUCGAGGAGAGGUUCUCCGAUCAAGGAGGCGAUAAACAGAGUCAGACCGCGUUGUUGAACGCGAUGGGGUGGGAGUUUAAGGUCCUGAGGGACGUUUGGGUCACGCAUGUGCCGAAAGGGGGGAAGGGGAGGGAGGAGCGAAUUUGGAUGAUUGGCCGGGGAAGAAGUUGGGGAGGUUGUUGGAUCAGGAAUUGGGGGAGCGGGAGCGGACGAAGAAAGAGGGCAUGGUGGAGGAUGAUGAGGAAGGAAGGCAUUUCAACCUCGCCGCGCAAAAAGAUCAAGAAAGGUAUCGGUACUUCCAGGAUUUCUUACCCGAACUGGAGAGGGUGUUUGGGGGGAAUUGGAGAUGGCCUAGAGGGUGUGAAGCGAAUGAGGUGAUCAAGGGGAAUAGAGUCGGAAGGACGGCGUCGAGGCUGGUUUUUGGGCUGUGA
Molecule: messenger RNA, 1160 nt
Organism: Microbotryum saponariae
Lineage: Eukaryota; Fungi; Basidiomycota; Microbotryomycetes; Microbotryales; Microbotryaceae
Source: the annotation of a GenBank genome assembly